AUGGUAAAAAGGAUAGAAGUGGGACAUAUAAAAACAAACAGCCCACGGGUAACUGUAAAUAUUGAAGGUGUAGAUGUUGUUGGUUUGUGUGAUACCGGGGCAGAAGUUUCUUUAAUUAGUUCUGAAGUUUAUGAAUACUAUUUGCGACCAGGUUGGAUAAAGCUGCAACCAGUUAAAAUUAGCAUUAGGUCAGUGGGUGGUGGUGUAGUACCGUGUAGAGGUAGUAUAAAAGUUACUAUUGAAAUCUGUGGGGCAAAGGUUGAUGCAGUAUUCUUGAUUUGUGAUAGAGUGGGGGAGAGCUACAGUUGUUUGUUAGGCAUUGAUGUGUUGUCAAAGGUGGCAGAGGUAUGGCCGGUAAUGUACAAUCUAUGUAAAGCAAGUGUUAACUGGGAAGAGUGGAAAGACUAUAUUAGCGAUGUGAGGGCACUCCGCAAGUUAUAUUUAAAUGAAGACUGGGGAUUUGCAUUAACCGGGAAAGCACAAAUGCCGGUAAUUCCGCCAUCUAGUAUGAGACUGGUGCCAGUCUGGAUCCCGCAAUUAAGGCAGGUAAAAAGCCAGGUGGUGUUGAUUGAGCCAUUGACAGAAGAACAGGAAGGAUGGGUUCCUGAGGGUGUAGUAACGCUGCCUGCUAUGGUCCUUAUAAAGAGUGGGAAGGGAUAUACGCUAGUAGCAAACCUAUCUAAAACAACUUGUAAAUUAAGAAGGAAUUGGCGGAUAGGCAAAGUUGCAAGAGCAGAGGAAAUAGAAGAGAAGGAAGUUCAACACUGCAGCGUCAAUCUGAUAAAUGAAAAGUUGCCUGAAGUAAAAAUCAUUGAUGACCAUUUAACAAUAAACCAAAAGGAGGGUGUAAUGAGACUUUUAGAAGAAUAUAGGACGCGAAUACCACCUAAUCAAGUUCCGGAGGUAAAAGAACACAUCGAAAAGUUAUGCAAACAAGGGGUGAUUGUGCCGAGCAUGCAGGGUAUCACCAAAUACAAGUACACCCAAAAGAUCAGCAUAAAACUGCAUUCAGCACACCUUUCGGCCAUUAUGAAUUUAAAAGAUUGCCAAUGGGAUUAUCGAACAGUCCAAGCACGUUUCAGCGUUACAUGGAAAGGAUUCUGGGAGACAAUUUUUGCUACAUUACUGGUAUAUUUAGAUGACGUAAUUGUGUUUAGCAAAACGGUUGAGGAACAUAUUGUUAGGUUAAGGGAUCUGCUUGAAAGAAUGCGGACACAUGGCCUUAAACUUAAACCUAAAAAGUGUACGCUCUUUGCAUCAAAAGUGACAUAUUUAGGAUAUCAGGUUUCGGAAGAGGGCAUGACGACAGACCCAGCGAAAGUAGCAGCAGUUAAGUCGUGGCCUCUGCCGAAAACUGUCAGAGAUGUGAGAGCAUUCAUUGGAUUCUGUUCAUUUUACAGAAAAUUUGUGAAACACUUUCCACAAAAGGCAGCACCACUACAUGCUCUUAUGUCAGGAGAUUCACGGAGAUCCAUUGUCGGGGAAUGGGAUAAAUGUCAGAGCGCGUUUGAGGAUUUAAAGGCAAUGUUAAUUACAGCUCCUGUUUUAAAAUGUCCUGAUUUCACGAAGGAAUUCAUCUUAGAAACUGAUGCCAGUUUUAAGGGAUUAGGAGCCGUGCUAUCACAGAAGCACGAGGGGAAGAUUCAUCCAGUAUGUUAUGCAGUAGAGGUCUAA
Molecule: messenger RNA, 1674 nt
Organism: Penaeus monodon (black tiger shrimp)
Lineage: Eukaryota; Metazoa; Arthropoda; Malacostraca; Decapoda; Penaeidae
Exons: 3
Coding region: 1-1674 (557 amino acids)
Biological process (GO): proteolysis
Molecular function (GO): aspartic-type endopeptidase activity
Source: RefSeq, a predicted model, not a curated record